GUGGUCAUAGCAGAGAGAGAGAAGCAGCUGACAGUGUUGCAAACAUUUGGAGAUGAUAAACUUUGCAUCGCCCAGGACUAGUGAAAGCCCCCCAUACCGUUGCGUCACCGCCGCGUUUCUCGAAGCGGCCGAAGACGAGACGCACCGCGGCUGAAGAGGACAACCGAAGACCCCCGACGCACUGCGUAUAUUCUACAGACGGAUGUUGCAGUGAAAAGGGGCACACAGCAACCUCUCCGUCCUGCCAAAAUCAUGACAGAUUCCUCCACUAUUCCAGCCAAGCACUCCUUGGAAGUUGAGGCCAACUGCAGCUCCAGUUCCCCAAAUGACAUGCCAUCUGAGGGACCAAACAAAAAACUAAAAGUUGACCAUGAGCACCGUGCCAAUUUCUGGUUCUGUGAAGAAUGCGAGGAGUAUUUCUUGGAAAAAUGCCCUACCCAUGGGCCCCCUGUGUUUGUGCCAGACACCCCUGUCGCAUCAGGGGUGCCCAACCGGGCAGCUCUCACUGUACCCUCAUGCUUCGAGAUACUUAGAAAGCGUGAUAAGGUGGAUGUCUGCUGUAGGGAUGAAAACAUACCAAAGGGAGCAUUGUUUGGCCCUUAUCAAGGCCAACUAAUGGCCUCUGAUAAACCUUCUGGGCCAUACUCAUGGAUGAUAGUUAAUGAGGACAACACAUAUAAAUUCAUUGAUGGGAGUGAAGAAGCUACAGCAAACUGGAUGAGGUUUAUUCAGAUUUCCUCUGAUAAGAGCAAAAUUAACCUGAGUGCUAUUCAACAUGGCGAGCAGAUCUACUUCCAAGUGUGUCAGAGACUAACAGUGGGCGAUAAACUAUGCGUGUGGUAUAGCAGCGACUACCUGAGACAACUGCAGAGUGUGUCUCGGUACAGCAUUGACCGCAACCUGGACACAGCUGUGAAAUUGGAAGACCAACAUCAGGAGGAGCCCAGAGGUCCAGUGCUGAGAUCUGCCAUGCAAGGCAGAAGAACCCUCAGUAAACAUGGAAACGAUGAAGGAGAAAACCAGCCCCAGGCCAAGAAAAAGAAGAUCGACCUCAUUUUCAAAGAUGUCCUGGAAGCAUCUCUGGAGGCCAAUCAAACUCCGAACAACCCCUUAAACAGCACCUUGUCUUUUCCAAGAGCAAAAACUAAUGUCGGUCAGGUUUUCAGCCAGCCUGACUUAGAUUCUAAAGAGUCCGUCCUCACCUCUGGAUUGGCUUCCAUGGAACAUCUUGAGAGUAGCUUUGAUGCAAAGUGUAUGAAAAUAGAAAACACGGAAGAAGAGGUGACUCUGAGUGGUGAUAGACCAUCAACAUCUUUCUGCCCGAACUGUGUAAGGCUGAAAAGAAGAAUUCGUGAACUGGAGGCUGAAUUGCUUCAUCUGAGAGGACAUGGGCAGACCGAAAAUAUGCGUGCAACGCCAUCUGAGCCUCUCCCCAGUGAAGAUCUCCGAGAAGCCAUGACGUCCAUCCAAGUCGUCCUUGAAGAUGAUGACCAGGAUGUUGAUUCUGCUGAUGAAUCUAUUUCUGCUGACCUCAUGGUGACUACCGAUGGGUCUACAAAGCUCUCUAUGAGCUCAGGUCGUCGGAUUCGCCGCUUCAAACAAGAGUGGCUGAAGAAGUUUUGGUUUCUUCGAUAUUCGCCCACACUGAAUGAGAUGUGGUGCCAUGUCUGCCGGCAAUACACCGUCCAGUCCUCCCGUACCUCUGCUUUUAUCAUCGGUUCCAAGCAAUUCAAGAUCCACACUAUUAAACUGCACAGCCAGAGCAACCUUCACAAAAAGUGUUUGCAGCUUUACAAGCUACGCAUGCACCCGGAGAAGAACGAAGAGAUGUGUCGUAACAUGAUGACUCUCUUCAAUGUUGCCCACCACCUGGCUUUGGAAGGGCGGCCGUUUUCCGAUCUGCGUCCCCUGGCGGAGCUCAUGAAGAAGUGUGAACUGAAAGUGGUAGAUCAAUACAUGAAUGAGAAUGACUGUCAGAUUAUAAUCCAACACAUUGCUCGAGCAUUAAAAGAGGACUUGGUGGAGAAGAUCCGCCUUUCGCCCUUUGUAAGCAUCAUCAUGGAUGGACAGAAUGAUGACCUCUUGGCUGACACCGUUGCCGUUUAUGUGCAGUUCACAACCGCCGAUGGGUUGCCUGCCACAGAGUUCCUCUCCUUACAGAAGCUAUGCGGAGGCAAUGUGGAAGGCUACAUCCAGGCAGUGGAUCGUGCCUUUGGUUUUCUCGGUUUGAGACUUCAGGACAUGUUAGUGGUUGGUUUGGGAAUAGAUGGUUCCAACAUCUCCUCUAGUUUGAGGGCCAAUUUUUACAUAGCCAUGAGAAAGACAAUCCCUUGGUUGUUGUGUCUACCUGUGAUGACCCAUCGUCCCCAUUUAGAGGUACUUGAUGCCAUUAGUGGCAAGGAGCUCUCUUGCUUGGAGGAUUUGGAGAACAACUUGAAGCAGCUGCUUAGCUUCUAUCGGUAUUCGCCACGUAUGAUGGCCGAGCUGAGGUCAACAUCGCCAACUCUGUCUGAGGAAACAGAGUUUCUUGGGGAUAUAAGGGCGAUUCGUUGGAUAAUAGGGGAGCCAAAUGUCCUUAAUGCCCUCAUCAAGGAUUACCUGGAGGUGGUUGCUCACUUGAAGAACAUAAGCAGCCAAACCCAGAGAGGUGAUGCUGCUGCCAUUGCCUUUUCUCUUCUACAGUUCCUACUGGACUACCAAUCAGUAAAGCUGAUCUAUUUUCUGUUGGACAUCAUUGCCGUUGUUUCAAGACUUGCCUUUAUCUUCCAGGGGGACUAUCUGUUGGUAUCCCAGGUAGAUGCAAAAAUUGAGGAUGCCAUUCAUGAGAUUGGGCAGUUGGUGGACUCCCCGGGGGAGUACCUCCAGGAAUUUGAGGAUAACUUUCGGGAGAGCUUCAAUGGUGUGGACCUCAAGAACCUACGCGUUGCAGAGUCAAAGUUCCAGUCGAUCCGAGAGAAGAUCUGUCAGAGAAGCCAAGGGAUUCUGGCCCAACACUUUGAACGACGCAGCCGCACAUUGGUCCAGGCUUGUCAGGUACUUGACCUGGUCUCUUGGCCUCUUAACCGGGAUGAUCUUGGUGCAUAUGGAGAGAAGGAAAUCCUUCUAAUUUUUGACCACCUGGAUACUAUCCCCUCAUCUGGCCGUGAGAUCUCACAAGAAAGAAUAGAUGCCAGAGGAAGACUAGUGGUUGAAUGGAGGGAUUUAAAAGCAGAUUAUUGUAGUGUAAAUGGUUUUAAAGAGGUAGUGAGUCAUAUAUUCAGAUACAAGAAACGUUUUCCUCUGCUGAACCACAUCCUGCAGGUGGUCAGGGUCUUGCCAACGUCAACAGCAUGUUGCGACAAAGGAAGAGGGUCCUUGCAGAAAUUGCGCCGAAAUAACCAUUCAAGACUGACUCUGGAGCAGACAAACGAUCUGCUCACUUUGGCUAUUAAUGGUCCCCCUAUCGGCAGAUUUGAAGGAAAGAGAGCAUUGGACAGCUGGUUUGAAGAGAAAUCGGAGAACAGUUGUUCACACUCGACUGCUGAACAAAAGUCCUCGUUGCACAAUAUAGAAUUGAAGACAGAGUUGUAUGCUGAUAUUUGACUGAUUAGAGACAAUUCCUCAGCCAACAAAAAGCCAUCUCAUUGAAAAGGGCUGAUCGGGACUAUAAUGUGAUAGGCCAAGUAGUUUGACUUUGGCCCUGCUGCUAAAAUGGCCUGGAUCAGCAUCUUCUCUAAGAGUAGGUAGGAAUGCCUUUGCAGGUCACAGGCACAUGAAAUACUUUAAAAUGUUCACAUAAAUGGUUGUGAUGUGUUGAUAUUCAUGAUGUUUGUGUUCCAAAGAGAAAGAGGAAGAUUCUUAUUUUCCGGUGAUGAGGAUUGUUGUCAUUAAGUGAAUGUUCGACUGAGCUUUUAUUAAACAAGAUUUAAUCGUUUUAUCAAGCAUUGACAAGUGAAGCCUUUUUAAUCUCUGAAAAUGUUACCGCCUUGCAAACCUACCAACUAAAAAAAUAGUUUUAUUAUUCCAUCUGCAAAAUAAUUCGAGCAAUCAUUCUUUAAGCACUUAAUUGUUAUUGCAAAGUCUGUAUAUUCUGGUAAUCACUAAUCAGAAUGGAAAUAGCCACUGUUUUGCCAUGCAGUAUGUUCCUAUAAAAGAUAUAUAAAAUACAUUUUGUAUCUUUUUUUAUAUACACUUUUAUAUAGGUUAACCAUUAAUCUUAAGAUUCUGUGUAAAUCUUAAUUUAAAAACAUGUUUAUGUGCCAUAAUUCUGUAUGCAAUCUGGCUGCAGUUUACACCCAAUCUAAAAACUGAUUUAUAGAUUUCAAUUACAUAAAUAUGCAAAGUAUGAAUGCCUUCCAGCAAUUUGAAAAAGUCUGCAUUACCUACCAGUCCUUUUUAUUUGUUAAUGUAUGCCAAUUUACUGCUGGAAGAGAUUCUAAGAGAUUUAAGCAAUUAAAAGAAGUGCUCUUUUGAAUAAAACUCAUACAAGAACAAAGCUUCAGAAUUUUCGAUUGCGUUAUUAUGUGCUCGACACUUUAAAGGAUUUUAUUACUUUACCAAUGCAUGUCUUAUACCGAGUGAAUUAUUCCACUCAUUUCCAUUGAUCAUACUUGUGCAAUAUAUAUCUUCUCUUUACAGUGAAUAUUCUUCAAUACACGCAACUCAAAUAAUUUUUAUGAAUAUUCUUUUAAGCAAAACUGUGGAUUUAUAGAGGUUUCCAACACAAUAGAGCAAGUUUAAGAUGCUUAUAUGUUCACCCUUUGUAGUUUACAGUUUUAUGAUUAAUCAUAUUUAUCUUUCAAUUUAAUUUCAUAAAAAUGGUUUGUUGUUUUCAAAUGGUUUCAUCCUUUUCAAUGUUGCAGUUGAAAUGUAAUUAAAAUUCAAAUUUAAUUGUUGCAUUUGUUCAUGUCAUUGUUAAAGCAUUAUUUUAUCACUUUAUAAAAUAUUGUAAUCUGUGGUAUAUCUUAAUCUUUAGCAGAGAAUACUUGCAGUCCGUAAUAUUUAAUAGGCCUAGUAUUGAUUGUACUCACAGUUUUUAUUCAUCAGUGUAGAAUAAGAGUAGUUCAAUGCAAUUAUCUCUGAAGUUAUGUUAACCAUGAACUAUACAAAUGCACUGUUAAGGCUGGAGUACUUUUCAUGUGCAAUGACAUGAGAUACAUUUUUUUUAUAUAUUAGUCUGUUGUAAAGAAUUUUUGUGUCAUCAAAACAGCUUGUCUUCAUUUUACAAUAGAUUUAGAUUUUGCACGUCAAAAAAAUAUUGCAUGUGUUUAAAGCCUCAAAAAAUUGGAGGUGUUUUAUGGAAAUAGAAUGCAUCUGUCCUCUAUUCCAGUAAAUCCAAUUUUAGUAUGUUUAAAUGAAUGUACAUUUUUAAAAUUAAACGGACUAUCCAAAUGUACAUAAGAAAUGUUCUAACCAAUUGAUUGUUCGCUUUUACCUUAAACUAAGCUUCGAUGUAGUUAACAAAAUAUUUCGGUGGCUUUUUUGCCCCAGUGAACAAUCUAACAUCAUAGCAUACCCUCUGAACUAUUUCUGGCAUUGUCAUUAGGGUUAAUAUGUGAGCUACCGAAAAUCUAAUCUAUUUUUUCUCAUAUUUACUUACGUGAAUUGCCUUAUGCGUUUGAAUGUUGGACUGUUACGUCACAGUGAGGUAUGCUAUUGGGCGAAUCAUCUUUUAUAGUACGUGUUUUCUUUUUUUGGAUGAGUGCUGAAAUAGUUUUGAAUGUUUGUAGGACUUGAAAGGAUUGAAAGCAGCUUGGGUUCAUUUUUUUUCUGUUAAGAUGGAUUAGUUUAGUUACACUUUAUUUCCAGUUUAGUCAAUGAUUGUUUGUAUCCUUAUUUGUUUUGUAUUAUAUAAAACGAAUGCCUGUUUGUGUUUGCACCUUCUAUGUCUUAUACACUUUUUAUUUCUUUCUUCUUUGCUCAUUUUGUUCUUUUAAAUGGUGAAUUUUGACACAGUGAGCUAAAGCAAGUUUUAAUGAUUUUAAAAUGACACAAUGAUUUUGUUUUAAGGCUUUAUUCUUUAUUAAAUUCUGUAUACCAAAAUGUAAAUUUUAAGUCAAUAGUCAUAAUUUUGUAUUGCUUUGAUUUAUUUUUCAAUAGAUUUCAUGUAAUCACAAUAAUGUGUAUUGUUGUUGUAUCAUGAAUUAUUAUUGUGUUUUUUCCCAAAUAUUAUUGAUGAUCUGUUUGCAUCUGGUAGACAUCUGGUAAAACCUAAGAAACAAAGUCACAUCUGGUUUCAGUUUAAUAUCAACAGUUAAUGUAAUUGAUAAUGGUAGCUCUAGAUUCUUAUUCCAUUUCUUCUUGCUAAGACAAAUGUCAUUAUAGUUACAUUUAUACAUCAAACACACUUUGCAUAUCUUCCUGAAAACAUAACACUGGAAACUCAAGAAUAUGAACUACAAGUGAAUUUCAAGAAAUAUCUACCUGGAGAAUGUGGACUUGUAUAAUAGAAACCCACUUAAAAUGACAUUAUAUGGAAUCUAUA
Molecule: messenger RNA, 6463 nt
Organism: Xyrauchen texanus (razorback sucker)
Lineage: Eukaryota; Metazoa; Chordata; Actinopteri; Cypriniformes; Catostomidae
Product: zinc finger protein 862-like
Exons: 8
Coding region: 253-3582 (1109 amino acids)
Molecular function (GO): protein binding
Source: RefSeq, a predicted model, not a curated record